This is a messenger RNA of Puntigrus tetrazona (Sumatra barb), 2953 nucleotides long. Its product is annotated as neprilysin-like. Gene Ontology annotation, biological process: amyloid-beta clearance; protein processing. The coding region runs from base 480 to 2801 and encodes 773 amino acids. Gene Ontology annotation, cellular component: plasma membrane. NCBI's taxonomy places the organism in Eukaryota, Metazoa, Chordata, Actinopteri, Cypriniformes, Cyprinidae. Gene Ontology annotation, molecular function: metalloendopeptidase activity. The transcript has 23 exons. The record is from RefSeq and is a predicted model, not a curated record.
UGCCGCGACCCUUUUAUAUCAUGGCAUGACUCUCGGAGGGAAAACGAUACGGCUUUUAGAAUCAAAAAGUGCAGAAGUGCCUUUAAGUGGAGCGCAGAGUUUACGCGCCGAUCCUUCAGUGGCGAGAGAUCAGCGCACGUUUGCGCGCUCGACUCCGCGCUGGCAUUGCUGCCAGCCUCAGUCACUCCUAAACGCCGCCUUUCGUGGGAGGCAACAUUGGACACCGGCUGAACUUAAGUACUUCGCUGUUGUCUCACAUCAUUCGUUUCGCUGAAUUAAUCCUAAUGCGUUUUCCAGGUGUUUUCUUACGCGCGCCAAUAAUAACUGUGUGACACAAGGACAUCCCGUUAUCGCGACGUUAACAGGUAGCCAAGGGAACUGACAGCAUUGAAUGAUUUGUUAUCGAUAACCAGGGAAGCCAGAAUACUCUUAAAAGUCAUCGAUCUGGAAGGAGGAUAUCUUUCUCACGGAUUUGAUGGAUGUUUGAUCGGUUGGUGAUGCCCAUUUAUAUCAUCGAUCGCAAAUUUCCAGAGACACCUGGUGAGUUUCUACAGGCUGCCCCAGAGGGACAGCAGACCAUGGCUGACAACAACACUCAGAAAAAAAAGCCCAGCUGGACCUCACUGGAGAUCGGUCUUCUGACAAUUGUUUCUCUGCUGUUUGUCAUUAUCGUGGCUCUCAUCACCCUCUUCAUCACACAGGGUGGCAAAGAUGGAGUCUGCAUAACAGCUGACUGUACACGUUCAGCAUCCCGCCUCAUUGAGAACAUGGACCCCACAGUAAACCCCUGUGACAACUUCUACCAGUAUGCCUGCGGUGGCUGGCUGAAGAAGAACAUCAUACCUGAGACCAGUUCACGUUACAGUACCUUUGACAUUCUCAGAGAUGAACUGGAGGUGGUACUCAAAGGAGUGCUGGAGAGAGAAGAGAGUGGAAGCAGUAGCUCACAGACCAAAGCCAAAGUCCUCUACAGGUCCUGCACUAAUGAGAGCCUCAUUGAACAGAGAGGUGGGAUGCCUCUGCUUACAGUGCUGCCAGAUGUCUUUGAGUGGCCUAUAGCAACAGAUGAUUGGGACACCAACUAUGGAAUGAAUUGGCGAGCGGAAGAUGCCAUAGCCAAACUGAAUGAGAAAUAUGGAAAGCAAGUCCUAAUUAGCUUUUUUAUUGGUACAGAUGACAGAGACUCCAAUGCACACAUCAUUCAUUUUGAUCAGCCAAGUCUUGGUCUCUCCUCAAGAGACUACUAUGUGUGCACCGGACCAUAUGAGGAGGCCUGUGUUACAUAUGAGAACUUCAUGACUGACUUGGCAAAGCUUAUCCGAACAGACCGGGGGCUGGAGGUCAAUGACACCAAUAUCAGGCAAGAGGUUGCCCGGGUGAUGAUGAUGGAAAAGGAAAUUGCAAAUGCAACAGACACAACAGAGGACAGAAACAACCCAGUUCUGCUUUACAACAAGACGCCUCUGGAGAUCCUGAAUAACAACUUCACUUUGGAGUUUGAUUCCAAGGUGUUCAACUGGACGCUCUUCACUAAUAAGAUCAUGGACACAGUUGGCAUUCCCAUUACAGACAGUGAGGAGGUCAUUGUGUAUGCACCAAACUAUUUUAAGAGGCUGAACCCUGUCCUUGCCAAGUACACAAAGAGGGAUGUUCAGAACUACAUGGUGUGGCGUUUCGUUAUGAAUCUGGUAGUUGGUUUGAGCAGGACAUACAGGGAGACAAGAAAGGCAUUCAGAAAGGCUAUCUAUGGGACCACCUCUGAACCAGCAGUUUGGAGACAGUGUGCCAUCUAUGUGAACAACAAUAUGGAGAACGCUGUGGGGAGACUGUACGUGGAGGAAGCCUUUGCAGGAGAUAGCAAAUACAUGAUGGAUGAGAUGAUCACUAACAUCAGAGAGGUAUUUGUGAGUAAUCUUGAUGAUUUAGCUUGGAUGGAUGCUGAAACUAAGAAAGCUGCAGAAGAGAAGGCACGAGCAAUCAGAGAAAGAAUUGGUUUCUCAGAAAACAUCAUGAACAACACAUACCUGGACCAGGAAUACCAAGAUUUAAGCUACAAUGCAGAAGAAUACUUUGAGAACAUUCUAAAGAACUUGGAGUUUGGUCAAAAGAAACGCCUAAAGAAACUGCGAAUCAAAGUGAACAAAGAAGAGUGGAUCACAGGAGCUGCUGUUGUCAAUGCAUUCUACUCAUCUAGCAGAAACCAAAUAGUAUUUCCUGCAGGUAUUCUUCAGCCUCCAUUCUUUGGUAAAGGUCAGCCCUGGUCUCUGAACUAUGGUGGCAUUGGGAUGGUCAUUGGGCAUGAGAUCACUCAUGGUUUUGAUGACAAUGGACGUAAUUUUGAUAAAGACGGUGACCUAAAAGACUGGUGGACUUCGUCUUCGACUCAGAAAUUUCAUGAGCUUUCCAAAUGCAUUGUGGACCAAUAUGGAAGCUACUCUUGGGAUUUGGCGAAUGGACAAAAUUUAAAUGGGAAUAAUACCCUUGGGGAGAACAUUGCUGACAACGGGGGCAUUCGUCAGUCGUAUCAAGCCUAUCAGAACUAUGUGAAAAAACAUGGAAAAGAAGCUCCUCUGCCUGGAAUUGACCUCAAUCACGAACAACUCUUUUUCCUGAACUUUGCACAGGUUUGGUGUGGAACACAUAGAAAAGAACAUGCUGUCAACUCCAUCAAAACUGAUGUCCACAGUCCAGGGAAGUUUAGAGUCCUUGGGUCAUUGCAGAACUUCCCAGAGUUUGCCAAAGCUUUCCAAUGCCAGAAAAACACCAACAUGGUGCCUGAGAAGAUUUGCAGAGUGUGGUGAUUACUUGAGGAACAGAAGAUAUAUUGAGGGCCUGUGGUCCAUAUACCCUCUCACCUCUCUGCUGACUCUUAUGGCAGAUGCUGAUAAAUGUUCUUGUCGUGUAAGCUGUGGCCACUACUCCACCAGUGCACUUGAGCCAUAUAUAGGAGAGA